Messenger RNA from Cutaneotrichosporon cavernicola, 576 nucleotides. RefSeq lists its product as uncharacterized. The record is from RefSeq and is a predicted model, not a curated record. Bases 1 to 576 code for a protein of 191 amino acids. Lineage: Eukaryota; Fungi; Basidiomycota; Tremellomycetes; Trichosporonales; Trichosporonaceae. The transcript is spliced from 5 exons.
AUGCUCCUCCACUACGUCCUUCUCAGCCUCGGCCUGGUCUCUGCCGGCCCUAUCGCCCCCGCCGCACCCGCCGCACCUCCUCCACCCCCGGGAACCCCCGAGCCCAGCACGAUCCGCCACAGCAUCUUCAUGGACCAGAUUCCCGUCGGGUACAACCAGAACGUCUUCCUCAAGAUGCAGAGCUAUGACAUGACCGCCCAGCUGGCUUAUCACAACGGCGACAAGCCCAUGGCUUCGACCCUGCUCAGGGCCCGCAACAAUCACUACUACUGGGGCAUCUCGGACGGCGAGACCACCCUGGUCACCACCGACGAUUACAACAGCAGAUUCUGCCUUGAUGCCGGCGCUCAGCCCGCGGGCGGCAACCUCGUACACGUGUGGCAGUGCUCCCCCGGCGUCACGCAGCAGACGUGGGUGUUCAACGGACAGUAUGUGCCCGACACGGACCGCAAGGUCGGCCCCAUCAAGCUCCGCGAUUUUGACCUCUGCCUCGACCGCAACGGUGGCCAGCCUAAGGUCGCCAAGUGCUCGGGUAGCAGCGACCAGACGUGGGCCGUCAAGACUUGGGAGGCGUAG